Arctia plantaginis is the source of this 243-nucleotide messenger RNA. NCBI's taxonomy places the organism in Eukaryota, Metazoa, Arthropoda, Insecta, Lepidoptera, Erebidae. The record is from the annotation of a GenBank genome assembly.
AUGACAGCUCAAUGGCACAUUUGGGAACUUCCUAACAACGACGUACGAGGUCCUUUCAAUGCGCGUGCGUUGACCACGCCUGACGACGAAUAUGCGGCAGCAGCGAUACGAAAAUAUCUUUCUUUGGACGACACUGGAGUGCCUCUCGUCCGAUCAGCCUUACCACCGCAGAUACCUGACGAACCUGAAGGCAAUUGGGAAGUCGUUGACUACGUAGACAUUGCCAACAAACAACCCGCUUGA